Messenger RNA from Zea mays, 1733 nucleotides. RefSeq lists its product as uncharacterized. The transcript is spliced from 3 exons. The record is from RefSeq and is marked validated. The coding region runs from base 255 to 1355 and encodes 366 amino acids. Lineage: Eukaryota; Viridiplantae; Streptophyta; Magnoliopsida; Poales; Poaceae.
ACUAGCAAACAUUAAUAACGCAAGCGGCACUGUUGUCAGUGUCAGUGCACAGUAGAUAUACUGCUAGCUAGCUUACCUGGCAGCCAGUGCAACUGCACUGCACGUCUCCAAUGCGCUGCUAUUAUAACGACGCGAACGCCGCGCAGGCCUUCCGUGGUAUACAGCAGCAGAAGCAGCAUCACGAUCCCGGCCCGGCGGCGCGUACGUCGACGAGGAGGAGGAGGACGUACGUACGCAGAGCAGCUGCUGGCACCAUGGCUCCCGUGAGCAUCAGCGCUGUUCCGUUCCUCCCGACGGCGGCGGAGGGGGAGACGAAGCUGCGCGCGUCGUUCGUGCGCGAGGAGGACGAGCGCCCCAAGGUGCCGCACGACCGCUUCAGCGACGAGGUGCCGGUGGUGUCGCUCGAGGGCAUCGACGGCGCGCGGCGGGCCGAGAUCCGCGCGCGCGUGGCCGCGGCCUGCGAGGACUGGGGCAUCUUCCAGGUGGUGGACCACGGCGUGGACGCCGCGCUCGUGGCCGACAUGGCGCGCCUCGCGCGCGACUUCUUCGCGCUCCCGCCCGAGGACAAGCUCCGCUUCGACAUGUCCGGCGGGAAGAAGGGCGGCUUCAUCGUCUCCAGCCACCUCCAGGGGGAGGCGGUGCAGGACUGGCGUGAGAUCGUGACCUACUUCUCGUACCCGGUGAAGGCCCGCGACUACUCCCGGUGGCCUGACAAGCCGGCGGCGUGGCGGGCGGUGGUGGAGCGGUACAGCGAGCAGCUGAUGGCGCUGGCGUGCAGGCUCCUGGGCGUGCUCUCGGAGGCCAUGGGCCUGGACACGGAGGCGCUGGCCAGGGCCUGCGUGGACAUGGACCAGAAGGUGGUGGUCAACUUCUACCCGAGGUGCCCGCAGCCGGACCUCACGCUGGGGCUCAAGCGCCACACCGACCCCGGCACCAUCACGCUGCUGCUGCAGGACCUCGUCGGCGGCCUCCAGGCCACGCGCGACGGCGGCCGGACCUGGAUCACCGUGCAGCCCGUGGAGGGCGCCUUCGUCGUCAACCUCGGCGACCACGGCCACCUCCUGAGCAACGGCAGGUUCAAGAACGCGGACCACCAGGCGGUGGUGAACUCGGAGUGCAGCCGCCUGUCCAUCGCCACGUUCCAGAACCCGGCGCCCGACGCGACGGUGUACCCGCUGGCCGUGCGCGACGGGGAGGCGCCCAUACUGGACCAUCCCAUCACCUUCGCCGAGAUGUACCGCCGCAAGAUGGCCCGCGACAUCGAGCUCGCCAGGCUCAAGAAGCAGGUCAAGGCCGACAAGAGUGCCAACAAGGAGUUCGCCGACUCCAAGCCUCUCGACGCCAUUCUUGCCUGAUAUGGUAGGGGGGGCGCGACUACCGUACCGAUCCGUUGCUAUUGCUGCGUGUGAUUUCAUCAUCUAUAAGAACAUAUAUAGCUACGUGCGACCGUGUGGUGAUUAAUUAAGGUCUGAAUAAAAUAAUAGCCGCACAAAACUAGGAAGCGAUCGAUCACCCCAGAUAAAUGUAUGUGCGUUCCCUUUUCUUUCAAGAUGUGUAAUUUUUUCAACGUGCGGUUCCAGAUAUGCAUGGACUGGACCGGAGUGCAUUGUAAUUCUUUUGUUUCCCCUGUUGAAUAUGCAAGAGGUGUGCAUGUCUUUGUAUGAACGAACGAACUAGACACACUUGUAUCUGCUCCCUUCGUUCAAUAAAUAUACGACGCCGCCGUUGAUUUU